CCGAAAUUUGGGCCGGUGCGCCGCGCGUCACGGGCACGUGGGAGGUGGCAGCGGGAGUCACGGAGGAGUCACGGCUGCCGUAAAUGACUGGGAAAUGCGUGGAAAAAGCGGGCCAAAUGAGGGAAUUGCGACGAACCGGCUGGUUGCUAUUGGGCGAUGGCAGGGCGUGACGGAGGCGCGUGGGCAAUCGGGACCGAGAUUUGAUCUGGGCCGUGUGCUCCGCCGCAAAUCGUAAGGAGAGUGGGUUGGAUGGCGCAUAGCCCCGGAUUCGACGCGACAUCCGGCCACGCCCCAGAGUCCUCGCGUGCGGGCGCGCAAGGUCGGUGGCCACCCAGCCCCGCACCCGCCGUCCCAGCCAGCCUGCUCACCCCGCCCUCGCCAGGGGCCUUCAAACUCACGAGCACCACCAUGCAGAACCAGAUCCACGAACUCGCAAAGACCCUGCCCCCGCCCCGCAAGCAGAACACCGCCUGUGAUGCCUGCAGAGCACGGAAAGUAAAGUGCAACCAGCUCCCCGGCCUCGACAAGCACUGUCUGUCCAAGAAUUAUCCAUGCACGCAUUUUGUCCAAGCCGCGACGACCGAGAAGAAGCGCAGCGCCGCUGCCUCCAGGCGGCCCCGAGCUCUCAGCGGCACCAUCACCACCCCCGCCCAGAUCCCGACUGCGAGUUCGUCCCGGGGCCCCACCGUAAUAGAGCAGCCUACGCCCGGCCACGCACCGACGUCGCCCAACUACCCCAGCACGACCGCCCUCCGACCGUCUCAGACAUACUGGCCGCAGUAUCACCCCGUCACAUCGCACACGUCCACGCGAGAACUGCUCGCGUAUUUGUUCUCGCCCCCGGUCCCCAGCUCGACGUAUCACGCCUCGGCGGGGCUUCCUGGUGCGUACGCGGACUGGGGCGAGGCGGCGCCCCGACUAUCCGAAGAAUCUUUCCGCGUCGAACUCGCUCUGGACCUGGUCGAGGUCUACUUCCAGAUCGUGCACACGCGCCUCCCGCUGCUCAAUCCUGCACAGUUCCGCGCGCGGCUGCACUUCAGCCUGUACGUCGCGCCGCAAUCGCGCAGCCAUUCGCCGCACACGCCACCGUCCGCGUCGUCGACAGCGUCCUUCCUAUCCAAGAGCGCCCAGCCGCAGAAUGACGCGCACAAACCGCUCCAUCCCGCGCUCGUCGCGACGGUCAUUGCAUGGGGCGCCAAGUUCUCGGAGCACCCGCUACUCAUGGCAGACCGUAAUCAGAAUGGCAACCAGAGCCAUAUCGCGAAAACGCUAAUCAACCGUGCGCGCGAUCUGGCGGAGGACUUGAAGGUCCACCGCAUCCCAACGGCGGACCACGUUGUGAUUGCACUCUUAAUUGAGCCCAUGCAGAAUCAGAACAUGGACGCCGCAGAUGGUUAUCACGGCUUCUGGCUGAUGUCCGCCAUCCGCCUUUUACUCGACCUCCAGAUCAACCACAAGUCGGUCAUGUCGAACAUCCAGGACCAAGAGGACCGUGGGACGAUGAUCUUCGCGUGGUGGAUGGCCUGUCUCGCCGACGCGUAUCGGAGCGUGUACUACAGGCGCAAGCCGAUGCUGGACGACGACGAUUACGAUAUCGAUUUCUACACUGUGGGUCCCGUCGCGCCUGAGCACCUCGAAACCCAGGGGACUCAGCCGUCGCCCCGUGAGCAGCUGGAGUUUCUGGUCAGUGACCUACAGGGCUCGUAUCGUCCGCGGACUGAUCGAGACGAUCCUCCGCAGGGGUACUACCGUGCGUCGCAUGCGCUCGCGCGGAUCUCCCGCCAGAUGUCGCGCCAGCUCUGGCGCCCCGCGACCGAGUCCGACGGGGUCCCGCUCGAGAUCCUGAACAACUUCAUGAACCUUCUGAGCGACUGGCGCGAGGAGUACCUCCAGCACGUCGGCGUGCCGAACAAUUUUGACUCGGGCUGGGACUUUGUCAGCGCCGUGACGGCUUGUGCGAGCGACGCGACGUACCAUAUCAUGUGGAUCGUGCUGUUCAGCGCGGUGGACGACUUUGGGAUCAGGGAGAUCAACGACCUCCAGCGCACGGGCAGCCCAGGUCACCUGCACCCCAAGGCGAUGGAGAUCGAAGGGCAGAAGCAGAAGGUUCUGGAUACCGCGUUGGCAUCCGCGACGCGCAUCGCGGGCCUGGCCGGCAUCCUCACGUUGAACGGCUAUCUGGUGCGUUUUACGAGAGGGGGGCUUCCCCGGAAGCGUGAGUGAGAGCUGAUGGGCGUGCUCGGUCGUUCGCAGAGGCUGGACUCGGCGGUCAUGCACGUCAGCAUCAUCCAGGCGGGCAUGCUUCUCGCGCGCCUCGGACGGCCGGAGGUCAAGAACUGUAUCGAGGGCCUCGAACAGUACGGCUACGCGUACGAGGAGUGCGCGGAGCAGGCUGCAGAGAUGCGGCGCGUGUACGCACUGGCUAUUGCGGGCGAGCUGGAUCUGAACCAUAUGAUGUCGGUGUACCCCAGGUCCGGCGGGGGUAUGGGCGCGUCUAUGGGUCCAGCGAGCAACGCGAUGGUUGUGGACCCACCUAUGUUUGGU
Molecule: messenger RNA, 2544 nt
Organism: Fomitopsis serialis
Lineage: Eukaryota; Fungi; Basidiomycota; Agaricomycetes; Polyporales; Fomitopsidaceae
Exons: 17
Coding region: 250-2223 (657 amino acids)
Biological process (GO): regulation of DNA-templated transcription; DNA-templated transcription
Cellular component (GO): nucleus
Molecular function (GO): DNA-binding transcription factor activity, RNA polymerase II-specific; zinc ion binding; DNA binding
Source: RefSeq, a predicted model, not a curated record